GCAGUCACCUGUAGACAUGCGGAAGUGAAGCGAGGAUGAGCUUCAUGUUGAAGGUUUUUGGAUGAUUUCAUGAUGGACUGAUGUUAAUGAGCUGCAUACAGGAACAUGGGUUUUCUUGUUGGAUGUAUUUUUCUCUGAGCGAAUUUCUCAUCAACUUCGGAACAACUUCAACAUGUUUUUUAGGACUGUCGAGGAAAGCUUUGAGCUGUCGGACAGACAGAAAGAAGGUUACACCACUGAGCCUUUACUUCCUUCUACGCCCGCCCACAGGACGUAUGACUACAUACUGGUGGCCCACAAGGUGAACGAUGACACAGACCUGAAGGCUCAGAGACAGAGAGCCUUCAUCCAGCAGCUAGAGAAGAAAAAUAUCACUGUCACUACGAUCUUCCAUGAUGACAAAGUGUUUUUCGGCCUUCGUGCUCCCAUUGAGAUGUUCAAAGACUACCAGUACCUGCUCAAAGUCUCUGACUCCUGCAACUGGUGUGGCGAUGUAAGGGGCUCCAUCACCCAGGCUACAAGGAUCCGAAUUGUCCAUUUCAUCCUACAUCAGACCUUCAUCAACACAGGAGAGAACCUGAAGGAACUGUUGGUGAAGGAUGUGUUUGAAACCAUGUUCUGCCUCCAUGAGAGAAAGAAGCAGAAACAGCUGAAGAGGAAGUGGGCUCGAUGGUCGGGUCUUUUUACAGGCCAACCAGUCAACGAAGUCAAAUGUUACUUUGGAGAGAAAGUGGCUUUGUACUACCUGUGGCUAGGCUGGUAUACCAAACUGCUGGUUCCAGCUGCUGCUCUGGGUGUUGUAGUUUUCCUUUAUGGACUUGCCUUUUUUAACACAAACCCUCUCAUUAAGGAAGUUUGUCAGUCCAGCAUCAUUAUGUGUCCUCGCUGUGAUAAGAGGUGUACCGUGUGGGAGCUGUCCGACACCUGCACCUACGCUAAGGUCAGCCACCUGUUUGACAAUGAGGGGACUGUGGCUUUUGCUAUGUUCAUGGCAAUCUGGGCCACUCUGUUCCUGGAGCUGUGGAAGAGACACAGAGCCAGACAUGUCUCUCAGUGGAAGGUCUAUGACUGGUGUGAGGAGGAGGAGGAACUAAUUCUGGAAAUAGUCAAUGACCCAAACUGUAAACCCAAGCAGUUCAGACACUCCUACCUGCGCAGCACUCUGGUCCUCAUUCUGGUAACUCUCAUGCUGAUGCUGAUCAUCGGCCUGGCUCAUGCCCUGGUGGUGUUUCGAGUGGUGGCCGCCCCCUUGAUGUCUGAGGGUAGAUGGGAGUUCAUCCGGGAUCAUGCCAACACUGUGGCUGUGAUGCUUGGAGCUGUGCUGCACUAUGUCACCAUUCAGAUCAUGACCCGGGUAAACAGAUGGGUGUCGCUCAAGCUGUGUGACAUAGAGAAGACAAACUCAUUUGCGGCCACAGAGAGGAACUUCACAGUCAAGAUGUUCACCUUCCAGUUCUUCACUCUUUUCUCCUCACUCUUCUAUGUGGCCUUCUUCCUGGGCAGGAUAAAUGGCCAUCCAGGGGACUAUGUGCGUAUCGCUGGAUGGAGACUGGAGGAGUGCCAUCUUAGUGGUUGUUUGACAGACCUCUUCAUCCAGAUGGCUGUUAUCAUGCUGCUCAAACAGACUCUCAACAACAUCUUUGAGUUCAUUGUGCCCUGGUUGAAGAGCAUUCUGACCAGAAACACUACAAAGAAGUUGCAGAGGAAGUGUGGUCACUGUUACAGGAAGUCCUGCCGGGACGAACAGGGACGUGUUGAACCGUGUGACAUCUGCAAACUUCGGCACUGGCUAUCUAAUUACAACUUGGCCAACACGGACGCCUUCAGUCUGUUCAAUGAGUUCCUGGAGAUGGUGGUCCAGUUCAGUUUCACCACCAUAUUUGUAGCAGCGUUCCCCCUUGCCCCCCUGCUCGCUCUCGUCAACAACAUCUUUGAGAUCCGCCUGGACGCCAUCAAGAUGGUCCGCCUGGAACGGCGGCUGGUUCCUAGGAAGACCAACGACAUCGGUGUGUGGACGAAUGUGUUGGAGGCCAUCGGUGUGUUAGCAGUGAUUGCUAACGGUCUGGUCAUUGGAGUCUCAUCAGACUUUAUUCCACGCCUUGUCUAUCGUUACCGUUAUGGCCCCUGUGCUAAUGGAAGCACUCACACACACUGCAUGCAGGGCUACAUUAAUGACACGCUCUCCACGGCUUUUGUGACGCACCAGGCAGUUGAAAAGGACUUUCUUCCAAAUCAGAUGUUCACAAACGGCUUUAAUGUCACACAGUGCAGCUACAGAGACUACAGGAGUGAUGAAGACUACACUCUUACUUCUCAGUUCUGGUUGGUUUUGGCUGUGCGCUUUGCCUUCGUCAUCUUGUUUGAGCAUGUUGUGGUGGUGUGUAAGUUUAUCGCAGCCUGGUUCGUUCCCAACAAUCCCAUUCAUGUGAAGAACGAUCGGCUGCACGACAAACUUUCUCGGCUGAAAGAGGAGUUACGUGAACUGAAACGCAGUAUAUCAACAGACGUCUGACCUCUGAGCUGACCUCAGAUCUGCUUCCACUGAGUCCUGACUGGUUCAAAUGUCAAAGGGAAAGAUGGUGUCUUCUUUUUAUAUAUUGUAUUUGCUGUUGGAACUGUACAAAACUGUAAUGUUGUGUGAGGUUUAUGUGUCAGGGUAUAAUUUGGACUUUUAUUACUCCUGCUGAGAUGUCACCACAAAAUCAUCACACUAAAUGUAACACAACUGUCAUGUCAUGUUUUUAUAUUAAAGUGUAAGAAAGAAAUGUAUUAUUGUCAUUUAAUGUUAUUAAUAAGUCCAAGAAGACUUGGUAAAGGAACAUUUCAUCAGUUUCCUGCCCACCGUUGGAUGAGAACAUCAUUACUGUACAUUUUAAAUGACGUCAAUAAACAACACAUUUAUUUUUUAAAUGGGAAAACCUUAAACAGAAUUAUAAGGUUG
This is a messenger RNA of Cottoperca gobio, 2941 nucleotides long. RefSeq names its product anoctamin-9-like. The transcript has 24 exons. The coding region runs from base 173 to 2512 and encodes 779 amino acids. Gene Ontology annotation, biological process: chloride transmembrane transport. Gene Ontology annotation, molecular function: protein dimerization activity; chloride channel activity. NCBI's taxonomy places the organism in Eukaryota, Metazoa, Chordata, Actinopteri, Perciformes, Bovichtidae. The record is from RefSeq and is a predicted model, not a curated record. Gene Ontology annotation, cellular component: plasma membrane.